UGUGAAUGAAUAUUGUCUAGCCACUCCCUGCUAGAGCAAUCUCAGGAAGUGCCCUAGCUCCUGAGCCUCUGUCUCUGCAGCCUCGUGGAGCUGUCUCUGAGGCCAUGAGCAGCAUAUUAUGCACUGCUCCUUAUUAUCCUAUAAAUGGUGUGUUUCUAUUCCAUUCAAUUGUGCUACUGUCACUUGUGUCUGUUUUCUAUCAGUCACUGGUGAUAUGAAGAUGUGAGGUAGAACUGCAACCUUCGGCUUGCAAAAUAAUACAAUCAGUAACAUUCAGAACCAGCGUGCCUGAGCGAUAGUACUGAAAACAGGAUUUGCCUUGCACUCAGCCAACACGGGUUUAAUCUCUGGCACCCAGUAUGGUCCCCUGAGUACUGCAAGACAUGAUUCCUGAGCGCAGAGCCUCCCUGAGCAUUGCAGAGUGUGCCCUCCCCCAAAAAAAAUUAAGAACCAGUUCCGUAUACCACUCUGUGUGGCUAAAUACAUUCAGAAUAUUAACUUGUUGCAACAAUAGAGUGACAACACAGAAAUCUCACUGUUUCAUAAAAUAUCCCAGUCUUCCCAGCCUGACCACGCAAAUCCAUUAGGUUAUUGAGAGACUCGGGUUGUUUUUUCUCCUUGUUUCACCAUUUACUAAGGAGGUAUCUUUUUUCUGCCUGCUUGUAACUGGGGAGUAGCCACAUUUAUAUUCUAGCUCAGAGGAAAGAAGAAAGAGAUGAGUUCUUUAAGUUGUGAUAGAUGAAUAUACGUUUUUAUUUUAUUUAUAAAUUCAUAAAUUUACUUGGGGGGUGUGUGUGCGCGCAUAUGUGCGCGUUCACUCAUACCUCUAUGUUGAGUCACCGGAUCACGGGGCAGACACCUAAUAUGACCUCUAACUGAAUGAUUUUAGGUCUGGUUUAAGUUUGAAGGAUAAGGAUCAGGUUUGGUUACUAACAGAAGUGGCAAUGGGGCGUGGAGCAUUUGCUGAGUCUCAGUACAUCAUGUUUCACCUUCAUUCCACUAACACUCCUGCUGGGGCCCAGAGGCCCAGGCAUCUUGUUCAUCAUCACACAGGGACUAAGUGGCAAAGCAGGAAUUUGAGCCGAAGCAAAAGUUUUCCUGAUAGUGUUUUUUAUCACGAGUUUGCCAAGCAAAUAAUUGUCCCCAGAAUGCCCACACAUGCCCUAGUCCUGAGCCAGUGAACCUACAAGUGUCACUUUAUAUGUCAAAAGAGACUUUUCACAUGUAACUAAGGUUAUGGACCUUGGGAUCAUCCAGGUGAGCCCAGUUUCCUCAGUCUGCUCCUUCAGAGCAGGAGGCCCCACUGGUCAGAUGGAGAUGGGGUGAUGGACAGAGCAAGGAUGUUACUGAGAAGGACUGCAUUUCCCAACAACGAGAUGGAAGAAGAAUAUUAAAGAAUGUAGUGGCUUCUAGAAAUAGGGAACUGCUUUUAGCAGUCAUCAAGAAAAUAGGCCCCUCUCUCCAAUUCCUCGGGGAACUGAAUUCUGCUGACAGUGCAGAGAGCAGCUCAGUUUUCUGGAGAGCCUCCAGUCGGAGUGAGCUUCCUAUCAUUUUGAGUCUAUUCUCAUGAGAUCUCUGGUGGACUUGUGCCCUGAAAAGCCACAGAAUAACAAAUUGGGGGCUGGACCGAUAGUACAAUAGAGUGCUGACCUUGCACGUGGCAGAUCUGAGUUUGAUCCCAGGCACUUCAUAUCGUCCCCUGAGUCCUGCCAGGAGUGAUCCCUGUGUGCAUAACCAGGAGUGAGUCCUGAGCACCUCCGGGUGUGGCCCAACAGCCCUCACAACCUCUAGAAAAUAAAGAACAAAAUUGGAGGCUGGAGUGAUAGCAUAGCGGGUAGAGUGUUUGCCUUGCACGCGACCAACCUGGGUUCGAUUCCCAGCAUCCCAUAUGGUCCCCUGAGCACCGCCAGGAGUAAUUCCUGAGUGCAGAGCCAGGAGUAACCCCUGUGCAUCGCCGGGUGUGGCCGAAAAAAGCAAAAAAAAAAAAAAAAAAACAAAUUUGUAUUAUGUUAAUGGAAGGAAAUUUGGGUAAUUAAUAACAGCAGCAGUAGAAAACAAAAUUUUGAUACCAAACAAGUACUGCUGUUUAAAAAAAAAAAAAACAGUGCUCUCUUCGGCAGCACAUAAUACUAAAAUUGGAACGAUACAGAGAAGAUUAGCAUGGCCCCUGCGCAAGGAUGACACGCAAAUUCGUGAAGCGUUUUAUAUUUUUUAUCUCCGGAAUGCUUAAUGUCAAAUGGGACUGCAUUGCCCUGGCCAGCAACGUCUCCCACACAGUGGUCCUGCGCCCCCUCAAGGCAGGCUACUUCAGCUUCACCUCUGCGACUGUUACUUACCUGGCGCAGGAGGACGGCCCAGUGGUGGUGGGCUUCACCAGUGCGCCGGGACAGGGCAGCAUCCUGGCCCAGCGGGAGUUUGAUCGACGGUUCUCCCCACACUUUCUGGACUUGGCAGACUUCGGGGUCAUGACGCUCCCAUCCAUCAGCAUCCCGUUGCUGCUGUGGCACUCCAGCAAGCAGAAGUACGACACUUCCAAGACUGAGUCAGCCUCCAUGACACUCUCAGCCUAGGACACCCAGGUGCUUUCUGGACUCUGAAGGGCACUGUCAUCACCGCCACCUCUGCUCCUGUCACCUCACACCUGCUCUUGGAGCCCCCAGCGCCUCCUGGGUCCCUGCCUGAAGCCAUAUGAACAGGAAUGCCUUUGGCAGAGUCCUGGCCUCCAGGCCCUUGGAGGCACCAUGGGGGUGCUCCUGGCAGCGUGGACUCUGGGGAUAGGGGGUCAGGGGACACCGCACCUUGGCUGCUGCCUGAUCUUGGUCCUAGUCUAGAAGUGCUUACCAAACGGGGUUUUCUAAUAAAAACCUGCCAUGUGUGUGGGGGAAACUACCUAAAAGUAGAAAUUCAGUUGGAAUUCAUUUAUUGUUUUGAUUGGGUUUAGGGGCCACGCCUGGUAGUGCCUGGUACUAUUCUGGGGGCCUCAUACAUCCAAGGCGAGUCUUCUAUCACUGUUACCUCCCUUGCCCCAGAAUAGGAGUGGGUAGAGGCUGCAAGAAUCUGGGAAGCAUGAUGGAAAACAACCUAUUCUGCCUAUUCUGCCUUGAACAGACUCUGAGUGCAAAUAUAGACAUUAGAACCACCUCAUUGGUGGCGCCGGCGUGAGUGCAGUAUAGGCAAAACUUCCCUGCUGAACGAAUCUAUAAAUCACCACGAACAGACGGUCGGUGGUGUGUGGGCAUCAAAGGCGCUGCUGGUGAGCCGAGAUAGCUUUGUGCUCUCUCUCUCUCUCUCUCUCUCUCUCUCUCUCUCUCUCUCUCUCUCUCGCUCUUGCUCUCGCUCUGUCUCUCUAGCCCAAUAAACUUUUCUUUUGAGUGAUAAAAAUAUUCUGAAAUUGGAUGAUGUUGAUGGUUGCACAACAUUGUGAAUAAGCUAAAUAUCCCUGA
This is a messenger RNA of Sorex araneus (European shrew), 3443 nucleotides long. Its product is annotated as translocon-associated protein subunit beta-like. Gene Ontology annotation, cellular component: endoplasmic reticulum. The record is from RefSeq and is a predicted model, not a curated record. The transcript has a single exon. Bases 2178 to 2570 code for a protein of 130 amino acids. NCBI's taxonomy places the organism in Eukaryota, Metazoa, Chordata, Mammalia, Eulipotyphla, Soricidae.